AAACAGCGCGAGAUUUGAAAUUGUUUAUGUCAAAAGGCAUCAAGAUGGGAGAAACUGCUGUGAAUAGCGAAAUUCCAGAGAUUCCUUUUUCAGAAGAGGAAAUCGAGCGUGAUGUGCUUUUGACAAUCGAAAAUUUAAUUUCUGAAGUGCAGUCCGACCAGCCCGACGCAGAAUUUGACGAAAGACUGAUUUGCGAGGAUCUUUUGGGACAGGUUUUGGAUACGGUUGAAUCACAAUUAUUGGGCCAGGAAGUAGAAAAUGAGCCAGAGGAAGUAGAAAUGGCCCCUCUUCAGUCUGAGCCAUCAGAAGUAAAAAUAGAAACAGUUGAGCCGUCAUCCACAGAGCAAGAAGAAAGCUCUAAGAAAAAUGUUAAAUGCCAUCGAUGCAAAGCUAGCUCAUCUUGGAUUUGGAGAAAAAGCUCAACUGGCGGUGGAUUUGUCUGCACAAAUUGCGACAGCCGAGAUUCCAGAUUUGACGAGGAGCAGCCACCGACAAAAAGAACUCACAGAGACUCUUUGGUCCUCAAUGACGGCGAUUCUCUCGAUUUGGACCUGAAAUCUACAGACUUGAUCAAAAUCGAAGCGGACGCGGAUGGCGAUUUUACGACAACCCCGCUGCCAACUCGGAAAAGCUCUCGAAGCACAAGAAGCACGCUCUCAAACUCAAAUCCCUAUGCGUAUCCGAGGCCUGUCGUUUCAAAACCGAAAGAAAAGAAAUCCGUCAUUCGAAAUGCACCAAACUACGCAUCUCCGAGUCCGGUAUUAAAGUUAGCAACGCAGGUGCGGUACAGGGGAACCAGCAUCAGAAUAGGAGACAUAGUGUCAGUCCGAGGCCACGACGGGGCAAUCUACUAUGCUCAAAUCAGAGGAUUGCUUGAAGAUCAGUAUUGUGACAAGAGUGCCGCGCUAACUUGGCUUUUGCCCACGAAAAACAGUCCUCCACCAGAGAGAGGCUUUGAUCCAGACACAUACAUUCUUGGCAUGGAGGAGGACGUUCCUAGAUCGCUGGAAAGCAUGGAAUUUGUGAUGCACGCGCCAUCAGACUAUUUCAAACUGCAACUUCCGUAUGGUUUUGAAGAAACCUACAGCCUAAAUGGCAGCUCGACUUUAUUAAUCUAGUGAAAAAAAUUAUUCAUCUUUCUUCAGUCAUAAUUUUGCACAGAAAGUCGAAAUGGGAGGAAAUUUUAAUCUUUUUAAAAAUUUAUUUUUAUUUCGAUCAGCGGGGGAGUGAGAAUUGCGUGACGCGCAGGUAUGGUGCCAGCUGGUGUACAGCGCGCUUUG
Molecule: messenger RNA, 1280 nt
Organism: Cloeon dipterum
Lineage: Eukaryota; Metazoa; Arthropoda; Insecta; Ephemeroptera; Baetidae
Product: GATA zinc finger domain-containing protein 1-like
Exons: 5
Coding region: 27-1118 (363 amino acids)
Biological process (GO): chromatin organization
Cellular component (GO): nucleus
Source: RefSeq, a predicted model, not a curated record